GGUGAAGGUAACAGCGGUGAUUUGUAAGUGUACUCAAAAUCCAUUUUCGCAUAUAACAAAUAGGAACUCAUAUAAACAGUUGAUAAAUUAAUGUUGGUGUUCAAUCUCACAGAAAUCCUCCAAAUGACCUAUGCGUAGUGUAACAUAAAAUUUACGACGGCUAAUUGUUUACCUUCAGCUAUGUGGAUGCAGAAACCAGCUACAAUUAACUGCCCUCCUGGCCUUGAAUACUUGACACAAAUAGAUCAACUGCUAGUUAAACAGUCGAAAGAACUCUGUGAAAUAAUACUGUCUUUUGAGACGAAAAAUCAGUAUACAUGUUACAACGUUUUGGGACAACCCGUUUAUAAAUGCUACGAAGAAUCCGGCUUUUGUGUACGUGAAUUUUGUGGAUCGUCAAGGCCUUUUCGUUUGCAUAUUGUGGAUGGUAACAAUUCGGAGGUUAUCCUUGCAAGACGACCAUUUCGCUGUGAUUGUUUCCCAUGUUGUUCUUGCUGUGAUUGUUGUCUAAGUGAAAUUGAAGUGGAAUCUCCUCCUGGCAAUAUUAUAGGCUAUGUGAAACAAGUCUAUAAUGGUUGUUAUCGUAAUUAUCAUAUACUGGAUCAAAAUCAGACUAAGGUUCUUCAAAUUCAUGGUCCACCGUAUUGUCUGUGCAAAUGUAUUGGACAAAACAUUGAUUUUAAGAUUACUUCUGCUAACGGUGCUGUGGAAAUCGGUAAAAUCACUAAAAAAUGGACGAAUAUUUUACAAGAAUUAUACACGGAUGCAGAUAAUUUCGGUGUUACCUUUCCUAUGGAUUUGGAAGUCAGAAUGAAAGCGGUUCUUUUGGCUGCUGUUUUCUUAAUUGAUUUUAUGUACUUUGAAGAAAGUCAAUGACAAGAGAAAACAUCGAUGAAAAUACGCAAAAAUUGGGAACUGGAUUUACGGCACCACCAUUAUCAUCGUAAUGGUCAUCAUCACCUUCCACCUUCCCCUUCUCUUUAUUAUCCCCCUACUUUUGACUACAGUAAAAAUGCUUUGAAGAAACCUUAUUUCAUUGAAUAUCUUACGCACACAUACAUGUAUAUAAUAUGUAGUUCACUGGAAACCUUCCCCGAUUUGUGCUUUCUGCAUAUAAAACUAUUUUCCUUCAUACUUCUUUUGGUUUUUCCAAUAAAUCAUGAACAGAAUAGAUAUAUGAUAUCUACAAAACCUUUCCUGUAAGCACUGUAAAUCGUUUGAAAAUUCCAAAUUCUACAUCCGCCUAUUAAGUAGUCUAUGUGGAUUCACUGAAAAAACAGUAUACCCAAACAUUAUUUGUGUUUUUGUAUCUCUCAGCGUGUCUGUUGCUUAAUUUAAAUCUUUGCUAAUCUUUCUCCUCGUUUACGAUUAUUAAUUAGCCUUGUAAAAAGAGAAGGGAAAUUUGUAUUGUUGGUGAUGUGCGUAUCUAUGGCUACAGGAUUGAUGAUUAUCAUUAUUGAUUUUCCAUAUUUUCAUAUAAUUGGUUUAUUCAUUUUUGUGAAAAAAGCUGCCUUUUCAUAGGCUGUAUAUAUGUAUGUAUGUACAGACUCAUUUUUCGUUUUCAUAAUUGAAGUUAACAAAUGAUUUUAACUGUAAAAUAACGCCAUUUCUCGUUUUCUC
Trichobilharzia szidati is the source of this 1620-nucleotide messenger RNA. The record is from the annotation of a GenBank genome assembly. Lineage: Eukaryota; Metazoa; Platyhelminthes; Trematoda; Strigeidida; Schistosomatidae.